Molecule: messenger RNA, 2297 nt
Organism: Calidris pugnax (ruff)
Lineage: Eukaryota; Metazoa; Chordata; Aves; Charadriiformes; Scolopacidae
Product: CMRF35-like molecule 6
Exons: 7
Coding region: 71-1027 (318 amino acids)
Cellular component (GO): plasma membrane
Molecular function (GO): transmembrane signaling receptor activity
Source: RefSeq, a predicted model, not a curated record
GGGCGGGCCGGGCCCCGCGGAGAGGAACCGGGCGCGGCGGGACGCUGAGACUCGCCGUCCCGCAAGGGCCAUGCAGCUCCUGCCGCUGCUCGCCUGGGCGCUGCUGCCAGGCUGCCGGGCGUGGGUGAGCGGUCCCAGCACCGUGUGGGGAGUCCUGGGGGGGUCCGUCUCGGUGAACUGCACGUACGAGCUCGGCGAUGAGAUGGAGCCGAAAUUCUGGUGCUAUCCGGGAACAGUUUUCACUUGUGCUGGUGGUGAUUAUACCAUCAUCACCUCGGAGGACAAGCCCAUGGUGCGGCAGGGCCGACUCUCCAUCCAGGACAAUCGUGCACAGCGGGUGUUCACGGUGACCAUGGAGGAUCUGAGGAAGAAGGAUGCGGGCACCUACGUCUGCGGGGUGCGAACGGGCUCAUUCCAGUCUGAUAAGAGUCACAGUGUGAAGGUGUUUGUGUCCCCAGCAUCGCCCUAUUCCCCGACCACCAGCCCCCCCGAUCUCAGGAGCUCUGUAUCAGCCCCCACACAGACGACUCCCCAGGAUAAAGCUGUGCAUCCAGCAUCGACUUCCUCCCUCCCCCACGGCUCCAGUCAUCCCCACUUCAACGUGGUUGAGCACAUGCUCGUUCCAACCAUUGUAGUGGUUCUUCUUUUGCUUGCGGUUGCUGCUGGAUUUUUGGUGAUGCUGUCCAGGAAGAGGAAAAAGGCCUUCUCCAGUGCAGCUGUAGAGAUGGACGGGAUACCCAACGCGUCACAUACAGGAGCGGGCACCUUGAACUACGUGGACAUUAACCACCAGGCGGGCACGGCCGAGAGCCAGUUGUACAGCAACGCCGAGGCGUUCCGCUCCUCCGCAAACACUGCCACCGAAUACAUGGAGGUCAAGCAGAACCAUGAGCGUUUGGAAGAGGAAAAAGAAGCUAUAUACAGCAAAGUGCAGAAAUCCAAGCCCGAAGAGCAGGAGAUCUACGUCAACGUGUCAUCAGCCCCACUGCCCAAAGAAGAGCUCUACAGCACAGUGCAGAGGGAGUGAGCCAGCAGCUUGCCCCGUGGGCUGCUCCUGUGGCCACCAGUGCCAGUGGGACACGCUCGGAGGGUCAGGCUGGCUUCCUGCUCGGGUAGGAGCUGGCUGGACAGUGGAGCUGCUGCUCUCGUAGGCUUGGACAUUUCCUUGGGGCAACCUCAAAGAGCAUGAGGUUGAGCAGAAGGCAUGGAUGAAAAGGAUGAAGGAUGAGGAUGAAAUAACCCCCCCUUCAUUUGGAGACCUCUCCUGUACAGAAAUGGUGCUGGGAAUAAAAAAAAUGCCCCUUGCAAUGGGGUAGCCCAGGCCAGAGACCGGCCAGGCAGGGUGUGGAAGAGCCCGGCAGUGGGUGGGCUGCCUGGAUCCAUGCACCCGGUGCCCACCUCACUUGGCCCUUUUGGCUGGGUUAUUCAGGUGGGCCUGAGCUCCCAAACCUGCUGGUCUCCUCAGACUGACUUUUUUCAUGCCGAGCUGGGAAGCAGGACAGUGAGAAAUGUUAUAUCCGAAUGGAUGUGUGGUAUCCAAAUCCUGCCUCCCCAUGCAAAUAGGGUCUCGGUGCAAACGGGAUGGCAGAGCUGCUCCUGUCCCUCCUGCAUGGCUGCUGGGAAGGGACCCAGCAACCCCCUGGGUUGAGAGAGACCCCCAAACCCCCUGGUCCCACAGCCCCCAGAGAGGUUGGUCCUGCUCUCUCUCCCCUCCACCACCCCCAAGGACCCCCCAGCCGGGAGCACAGGGACAGGCUGUGACCGUGACCCUGCUCUUCUCUGCUUUGCUGAUAAUUUAUUUCCUGGCUAAAUAUAUUCAGUGUAAAGUAUCGCUCCUUUAUCAGUGACGGCAGCUGAGAAGCUGAGAGGAUCUGAGAAUCUGAUAGGAUCUAGCGUCGCCGUAUUUGGCUGUAUUUGUACAGCAUUUUUUCAACUCACUACAGAGGUUUUUGCAGAGUGUGACCCCAAAAGCGUGUCUGGCCAGGAGGACUCCAGCAGCGUGGGAACCCAGAUCUUUAAGGGGAAGGACUCUGCUGCUCCACCACGGACCAGUUGGUCCUUCCUCUUUCCCAGCCCCACCACCCGAGUGUAUUUCAAGGCUUCAUUUCGAGAGAAUUCCUUAGCUUGGUUAACCGCUGCGAAGUUUCGUUUCAGUAUUUUUGUAAUUAUUUUAUUCGAGAAACCACGUGGAACAUCCCUGCUCAGUCAGAACCAAAAGCAGCUGGAAGUAAACGUCCGUGGUACAAGUUGUGGUUAUUCCUAUAGGUUAUUCCUUUAUAAAGUUAUAUUUCUAUAUA